Cladophialophora immunda is the source of this 947-nucleotide messenger RNA. RefSeq lists its product as uncharacterized. Gene Ontology annotation, molecular function: oxidoreductase activity, acting on the CH-OH group of donors, NAD or NADP as acceptor. Bases 52 to 849 code for a protein of 265 amino acids. Lineage: Eukaryota; Fungi; Ascomycota; Eurotiomycetes; Chaetothyriales; Herpotrichiellaceae. The record is from RefSeq and is a predicted model, not a curated record. The transcript is spliced from 4 exons.
GAAGUUGUUCCCUUGCAUAGUUUGAAUGUAUUUUCCGUCUAACUUAAAACCAUGGGCACUCAAGUUCGUCGUGUUCCAACAUCACAGCUCUUCUCUCUAGAAGGCAAAACAGUUAUUGCGACUGGAGGGACCGGCGGACUUGGUUUGGAAAUUUGUAUUGCCCUAGCAGAAUCUGGGGCCAAUAUCGUGUCUAUCCAUCUUCCCCAGGACCCUGGCCAGGCUACGCUGGAAGAAGGAGUGAGAAAAGUUGGGAGGGAAAUUACUGGUUUCGAGUGCGACGUCGGAGACUCGAAGCAACUUCGGGAAACAUUCGAUCGUAUAUGGAAGUCGGACAUCGUGCCCGACAUUCUUUUGAACUGUGCGGGCUUAAACCGGAGGGGUCCCAUUGAGGACAUGACCGAUGAGAAAAUUGACCUGAUCUUCUCAGUCAACUUGAAAGGGGCCUAUGUUGCUGCUCAAGAAUUUGGAAAACGUUUGAUUGAACUUGAUCGACCGGGAAAGAUUAUAAACUUCGGUUCUUUUACAUCUUUCGUGGCAAUGACAAAUGUCUCGGCAUAUGCAGCGACUAAAGGAGGGGUUUUACAAAUGACCAAAGCUUUUAGUAAUGAAUGGGCGUGUCACGGAAUUCAGGUAAACUGUAUUUGCCCCGGAUACAUCAAAACUCCCCUGUCGCAAGCGCUGCUGGAUCAGUUUCCCGAUAUGGAGAAGUACAUUGUCAAUCGCACGCCAGCUGGAAGAUGGGGUAAUCCUUCAGACCUCCGUGGUACAGCUGUGUUCUUGAGUAGCCCGGCGUCCGAUUUCGUCACUGGGACAAGUAUAGUUGUUGAUGGAGGAAUGAUGUUUCGAUGAUAUACCGUUGCCCCGUAUUAAAUUGAGGUAUCUGAUGACAGUGGUCCUCUCUAUAGGUUCGUCUAUUCUUUGACGCUCUCCCACAGCCUGGGUUUUAG